Messenger RNA from Ornithodoros turicata, 482 nucleotides. Its product is annotated as collagen alpha-2(I) chain-like. The coding region runs from base 32 to 376 and encodes 114 amino acids. The record is from RefSeq and is a predicted model, not a curated record. The transcript has 14 exons. NCBI's taxonomy places the organism in Eukaryota, Metazoa, Arthropoda, Arachnida, Ixodida, Argasidae.
AGAUGAUGCACAGCCAGCGGCCCCUGGCGACAUGCCUGCAACGUCAGAGAGACGAUUCAGUAUGGCCGCAGAUAGGAGACCUAGCAUGGCGGGAACGGCGGGCAUGGCGGGACCUUCGGACAGACGACCCAGCAUAGCCGGUCCACUUGCAGCCGCAUCGCCUGCUGGACUUGCUGCAGGAGGCGCUGCGCCCAUGGCUGCGGAAGGCGCUGCGCCCCUGGCUGCGGGAGGCGUUGCGCCCCUGGCUCCAGGAGGAAACCCCCAGCAAGCACCAUUAGGACCACUCGACACCCCGCUUGAAGUGAAAGCUCUGCAGCCAGACGAGGAUGGAGCAAUGGCGCGGUUUUGGCGAUCGUGCUGGGAGUCGCCAUAUUAGUCGUCAUUGUGUGCCUGGCGGCGACUGGAGCAAUGGCAGGUGGCGCAGCGGAAUUGCCCAGCAGUGUCGACAAAGACUUUAGCAACGCAUCUACGCACGGUCCGCG